AUGUUGCCUACUCUUGGUUAUUCAGUGUUAUUCAUAAUUGGCGCCAUUGUUGUGAAGCUGGUAGUAUCCAAAAUACGCUUUACAAAGAAAUACAAACUUCCAAAUGUUGUCCCUGGCUGGCCAUUCAUUGGAAAUUCGCUCGAUGUGCCAUAUCCGGCAGGUAUGUGGGGUGUUGAUAUGGCCAAGAAAUAUGGCGAAAUGUUCACGGUCAAUAUCGGAGGCAGGAGACUAGUCUACCUCAAUUCCUCUCGUGUUGUGACGGACCUCCUGGAAAAGCGAGCUGCAAUUUAUUCGUCACGUCCUUUCCGCCCAAUGCUCAGCGAUAUCAUGUCCGGUGGUGCUCGUAUAGUUUUUAUGGGAUACACGGAUAGGUGGCGCAACCAACGGAAAAUCAUGCAUUCAAUAUUGAAUGGAAAACAGGCGGAAGCAAAGUUCGUUCCAUUUCAAGACUUGGAAGCCAAACAGCUAGUACUCGACAUGUACAAAGAGCCAGAGAAUUUUCAUAAAGCCAGUCAACGCUUCUCCAACUCCGUAAUCUUGAGUGUUAUAUUUGGACGAAGAGCAAAGAAAGACGACGAACUGUUAAAAUUCAUUCUUGGGUAUACCCAAACGCUUGGAGAGUAUCAAUUCAACCCCAUCAAAAGCCCUGCGGAUGUGUUUACUUGGCUAUCAAACAUUCCCACGUCUCUACAGUGGUGGAGACCAUUUGGUGAGAGGUUCUUCAGAAAACAUGUAGCAAUGUUCCAAAAAGAGUACGACGCGCUCCUUGAUAAAAUGAACAAGGGCACCGCAAAGCCAUGUUUUGCGGUCGAUGUGCUGCGUGGUACGGCGAAAAAAGAGUUCGAAAUCGAUGAUAUUGAAAAGAUCUACACCUGGACCUCUCUCAUAGAAGCCGGUAGUGACACGUCUCGCGUAGCCGUUCUACAAAUGAUGGCCGGUGCAGCGUGUUACCCAGAGUGGGCGAAAAAAGCCAGGGCUCUUCUAGAUGAAGUCUGUGGCGCUGAUGCUAAUCGAUUACCUACUCUUGCGGAUAGAUCAAACUUACCUUAUAUCACAGCAGUAAUGAAAGAAACGCUGCGCUGGCGUCCGUUCCUUCAAUCCGGCGUACCACAUACCCUGAUGCGGGAUGAUGAGUACGAGGGGUACAAGUUUCCUGCCGGCACGGAGUUUAGCUGGAACGCAUACUCUAUCGCCCUUAACGAAAAAGAGUAUUCUAAUCCGCUCAAAUUUGAGCCAGAGCGCUUUAUGAAUGAUGACUUGCAUAAGACAGCGAAAGGGCAUUGGAGUUUUGGAGCUGGUCGUCGUGUCUGCGUUGGUCUCAAUGUCGGUGCAAACAAUAUUUGGAUUGCAGCUGCAUGUAUUUUAUACUGCUUCGAUAUUGAACAGGACCUGGAUUAUCCAAUCGACCAGUUUAACACCCUUUGGGAAGAACCCUUGAAAGCCCCAUUCAAAGUCAAGAUCACGCCGCGGAGCAAGGCACAUAUCGAUCUUAUUGAGCGGGAGGGAGCCACGGCUGCAGCAGCAGACUACUGA
This is a messenger RNA of Venustampulla echinocandica, 1533 nucleotides long. RefSeq lists its product as uncharacterized. Gene Ontology annotation, molecular function: oxidoreductase activity, acting on paired donors, with incorporation or reduction of molecular oxygen; iron ion binding; heme binding. The record is from RefSeq and is a predicted model, not a curated record. NCBI's taxonomy places the organism in Eukaryota, Fungi, Ascomycota, Leotiomycetes, Helotiales, Pleuroascaceae. The transcript has 5 exons. The coding region runs from base 1 to 1533 and encodes 510 amino acids.